AAAAUAUAAUCAAAAUGGCGUUUACUUCAGUGACAUAUCAAUGUUUUCUAUUUUAUUUCUUUGUUGAAAAAAAGUUUUAAUUAUUUUUAGUAUAUUUCACAGUGCUAUGUUCUACUAUGUCUACUAACAAUCUGUCGUCAGUAUUUAAGUCCUGUUCAGAAAGUGAACUAAUUAAUGAGGUGUCCGAGACGAAUAUGGCACAAAAGCAAGUGGAGGGGUCCCGGUUGAAGCGCACUUUUACAUUACCUCGGAAUCCUUUUGGAAGCAACAAAGCUAGUUCCAGUAAGAAUAAACUUCCUGACAAUGAUAGCAAAACAACAAACGCAGCGUCAAACCUUUUGGAAGUUCAGAAAGAGGAAAACGGAAUGGAGAGGAAGUUGUUCAGAAGGCCUUCAUGGAAACGAUUUUUGAAUAAGAUAGCCCAACACAUGAGUACUGUACACGUAUCUGGAGUUAAGUCAGCACCAGUUUUAGUAAAUGGAGAUAGGAUACCAUGUGGUGGCGAUCCACCAUGGCCCCCUGGUGCAAUGCCAGCUGCUACCGGCAUUAAAAAUCAUGGCAAUACCUGCUACAUGAAUGCAGUUCUACAGUGCCUCUCUCACACAGAUGUUAUAGCUGAGUACUUUGUAUUGGAUCAUUAUAAGGUGGAUUUACAAAAAAGGAACAAAAUAAAUUCAAAAAAAUAUGGCACUCGAGGUGAAGUCACGGAGCAGCUGGCCACAUUGCUGAAGGCAUUAUGGUCAUGUCACUACACACCAGACAUGAGUACAGCUUUCAAGAGAGCAGUUGAAAGGCAUGGUACACAAUAUAGAGGGAAUAGUCAACAUGAUGCACAAGAAUUUCUAUUUUGGCUGCUUGAUAAGGUUCAUGAAGAUUUAAAUACAGCUACGAAGAAGAAGUACAAAACAAUUAAGAAUACAUGCGGUAAACCAGAUGAGGUGGUUGCAGCAGAAACCUUGGCAAACCAUGCUAGGAGGAACAGCUCAUUUGUGCAGGCUGUUUUCCAGGCACAAUACAGGUCUGCACUGACAUGUGCGAAAUGUGAGCGCACGUCGUGCACGUUUGAUCCAUUCCACUGCGUGAGCGUGCAGCUUCCGUCGAGGCUGGCGGCUGCACAGCCAUCCCCACUACCUGUAAAUGUCGUGUAUGUGAACCAACAGCCGAGGCAAGUUCGUAUCGGCGUGGAACUAACUCCUAACGCGACGAUGGAAGAUUUACGUACAACAUUGCACAGCGACACCGGCAUUGAUAGGGAUCAUAUUAUCUUGGCUGAAAUCAACGAAAUGGGUUGGUGCAAUGCGAGGGCGGGUUGGGAGGUGGCUGGAAUUGAUUUCGGCGCGCUCUACUGUAUAGAGUCGCCUCCGCUGCUGCAGACUCCCACCACGCCGUACCUACUAGUGCUAUGGGUGAAUCUUUUGGACGGAGAGAGAUUUGGGUCACCGUACGCUAUGCAAGUGCCCCGUGAGAUUUCGUACGAAGACCUCCAGAAGUUGAUGUUGAAGGAGAUGUGUCAGGUGGUAGCCGAGCGAGUGUUGGAGAACGCGCAGGGCACGGACAUAUUCCGCGCUAGGAUAGCCGAGGCGCAUCGACCGAGGGACCCGGCCUAUUUGCAACCAGAGCUUCCUCAUCCGUUAUUUGCCCUCGAUGUGGAGCAGGCGUUAUGUUCGCACGACAAACACCCUCACCUCCGAUUAGAGCUUCUCUGGGAUCCAGCACACAGAGACAGCAUAAUCCGCGAAGCAGGCGAGGCGUGCGAGGUGCACGUGUCGGCGGGCGCGGGCGCGGGCGCGGGCGCGGGCGCGGGCGCGGGCGCAGGCGCGGGCGCGGCGCCGCUGACGCUGCACGCCUGCCUCGCGCACUACACGCGCGCCGAACAUCUCGCGCAGGAGGACGCAUGGAGAUGCCCUCAGUGUCAAAGAUACAUGCCUGUUGUAAAAACGCUUGGACUGUGGUCCCUUCCUGAUAUAUUGGUGAUACAUUUGAAGAGAUUUCGACAGCAAGCAAAAGGCCGUACAAGUACGAAGUUAACGACGAUGGUCGAAUUUCCCUUGAAUGACUUCGACAUGUCGCCGCACCUCGCGCGGCGGAGUGUGCAGGCGUCGGACUCGCCCGGCCACUCGCGUUCGCCGCGGCGCCGCCUCUCCAAAACUCCCAGUAACACACCGCACGACAACAUGUAUGACCUGUACGCCAUCUGUUAUCACCACGGAGACGACUUAGAGACUGGACAUUAUACGGCCGCCUGCAAAAACCCCUACGACGGCCACUGGUAUAAAUUUGACGAUUCGAGAGUGACGUGUGUUGACGACGAAAACGCAUACAGUGAAUUAGUGAACAAUACGGCAUACAUGCUGUUCUAUAGGCGCCGACGGCCGCAUGUGACGCACACGUGCUCCACCGAUGAGCACAGCGGACACUGGGCGCUUCGUAUGCCGAAGCAUGUGAAGAGACCAAGCGAGAGCUUCAACGAACUGAUCGAAGUGAAGGAAGAGCCCGUGGAGGAUUCCAAGAAACUGCUAGAAAAUAAAGAACACGAUUCAGAGUCCGAUGUCACCGCGUUAACUCACAGUCCCACACUCUCCAGGAGCGUGGACAGUCUUCCCGACGACCAUGUGACAGAGUCGACAUCCCCUGUCAAACAAAAUACCAACGUAAUACACAACGCGACGAUCGUACAGUCGCCGACGCUGCAGAGGCCGCUGAUAGUGGAGGUGACCGGCAGCAGCGGGCGGGACGAGGCUCGCGCGCCGGAGGGCGAGAGCGUCGUGCCGUACAUCCACAAGGACGUGCACGUCAACCCGCGCAUGACGCCGGUGGACGCGCGCCGGCCGCGCCCCGGCGAGUGCGCGCGCGCCGCCACGCUGCCGCCGCCGCCGCACGCGCCGCACGCGCCGCUCGUCGCCACCAUCAACGGACUGGAGUACCACCCCACCACUGAGCACCUGAUGCUAUCCAUGUUUCAGGACUCUAAGUUUAUCGUCCCGAGGCACGCGGCGCAUAUUACCGGAGAAUCUCAUAGGACAGGAGAAAAGCCUGUAUGGACUACUCGAAUAUCUACGUGAGAGAAACUGAUUGUGCUGCAGAGAUGUUGUACUUCACAAAACUUAUACUUUUCACGCCAAUACUUAGAUCUGAGAUUUUUAUUUAGUUGACGAAUGAUUUUUACUUAGGCACGGUGGAAUUAUGUACCAUCUUCGAAUUACGUCAAUCGAACGAACAGAGGCUUACAUAAUAGCUUGUGAUGUUAAUUUAUUAUUGUAUGUAUACUGAUGCAAAUCUUUGUGUUGGAUAUAUUCAUUUGGACUUGUAGAGCUGUUUGCGUGUUGUAUAGGUUUUCCUCUGUCUCGUACUUUACCAAAGAUUGGUUUUUAACACAAUACUCGCGAAACUUGGAAGGUACGUGUCAAUCGGAACAUGAAUAGUUAUUUUCUCAGUAAUAAUAUCCAAAGGAACGACGGUAACGGAGUCCGUUUGCCUUCCUCACCAAAUAAAAACGUUAUGAUACAAACCGUAUAGGUACGUAAUAUAAAUAAAUAUAUUAUAAGGAUACUAUAUAAUAAUAUAUUUGUCAAAAUGUAAAUGUAGCUAGCGGGCGUGACAAUGUUUUAAUAAGACGUAUGUGCCUUGGCCCUAGACAUGUUGUGAUUUUAUGAAGUAAAAUACUAAAUACAUUUUUCUCCAUACGUUGCUAGUAUGAUAAAGAUAUUUGUACAGCGAUUUUGACGUAUCUUUACGCAUUCAAGUAUUUCCUAGUUCUCUGACAUAUUUAAACUUUUGUAAUAUUUGUUUUAUUCAACAUCAUAUUUUAUUUCAGGCAAUAACAAUAUUAUAACCUUUAUAACUGUCUCACGCUGUAUAAGUUUAUUCUAUCUUUAAUGGGUUAAUGUUAUAUAAAAACCCAUUUUAGCGAACAUAGUUUUUCUAAGUUAGAAUAUUCAUCACCAAAACCAUGAUGAGCAUUAUACAUGUUUGACAAAAUGAAUACAAGUAAAGGUUUACAAUGUUUGUUAUUGUCACAAUACAGUACGCCAUAUUGUUUUAAAUAUUGUGUGUGUGUGUGUGUGUUUUCAUGUAUAUUUCGAGGUAUUUGUGUUUUAUAUGAUUAUUUAUAAAUCUAUUGUCUAUAUAUUAUGUGGAUUUUUACAAGUGGAAAUUUACCUUAUGAAAUGAUAUUCGGUUUUGGAAUUGUUUUAUGUAAAUAUAUUGUUUGUUACAAGUGCAGGAAUCUAGAUUAUGUUCUGCACUUGGAUGUGAUUCUCUAUUUUUUCUUAAAAGACAAUUAUUUUUAAUGUAAUAGCAGUGAAUAUUAUAAUUGCUACGUUAUGAAUUGGCCUAACUUAUGUCUUCAAGAUUAUUUUCUAUUCGGUGUAUAUUAAGAUCUCGUGAAUUCGAUUUGACAUGAAACAGUAAGCAGGCCUUUCUAAGGCGCAAAUAUUUGAAUUGUGUCGCAAAUAUAUUUAUUAAUAUAACUCCAACCUCGACAAUGAAAAUAAAAAGUUACUUAAAUAACUUUAAACAUCAUUGUACUCCACGACACAAAACUGUUCUGAUGUGAAGCGAAAAGUAGAAAACGUUCAAAUCUUAUUCCUUAAUUAUCUGUAAGUUUAAAUGGCAGGCUCUCAAUUUCAUGUUGGUUAUUUACUUAUUUAAAUUUAGAUCAUGUAGAGGAGUAACGACUGUGGGUAUAAAUAUAUGUUCAAUAUAAAUUCAAAAUAAUAAUAUGGACCAUAAAUUAGCAAUUACGAUAAUUAUAAUGAAUUAUUUCCCGUUGUUUAUCCGACGGGAUGUAUGAAAUAUACGAAACUUCAGGAUUUCCGUGUCUAACGAGUAAACGCAACAAAACGAGUUAUGAUAGAAAUGACAAGUAGGCGUGGUUAACGUGCGAACUGCGAAG
Messenger RNA from Manduca sexta (tobacco hornworm), 4894 nucleotides. It is a transcript of the gene Usp15-31, whose product is annotated as ubiquitin carboxyl-terminal hydrolase 31. Gene Ontology annotation, biological process: protein deubiquitination. Gene Ontology annotation, molecular function: cysteine-type deubiquitinase activity. The record is from RefSeq and is a predicted model, not a curated record. Lineage: Eukaryota; Metazoa; Arthropoda; Insecta; Lepidoptera; Sphingidae.